AUGGGUGCUGCCGACAGCCAGGAUGACGCCAGAAACGAAGAGUCCAAGAAAAGAGACGAGAUCAACCUCAAUCAAGAGAUUAAAAUGCCAAAAAAUCUACUACAAUCCGAUAGUAACCAACCGACCAAUGCCAAGCAACGAGAAGAUGAUUUGAGCUACAACUGUGUGAAUGAUCCCUUAGAAGCGAUUCCCGGUCGAAACAGUGGAUCCAUCCACCCCUCGAGGCUGUCAAUGAUGCAUGAAAAUCUUGAUCAUGGUGUCCUACAAAAGGAAAAUCCAGCACAGUAUGUCAGCCAUCCUUCACGAUUGGCCGUGAUGAAUGAAAAUCAAGACCACUCUGUCCUGCAAAAGGAGAGCCCCAUGGUACAGGAAAAGGUGCAUUCCGACAUUGAAGCUUCUACUUGUAUCGGUACAGGUUCAACCAGAAUUUCGCAUCCUGGUGCUUUCUAUAUGGGAGAAAUGACGCAAUUUGAAUCGUUAAAUGAAGCGGUGACGAAUGGGUGUGGAAUAUCUGACAUUAGUAGUGACAGCAGUAGCACUGAAAACGGCAGUAGCAAUGAAAGCCAACUUAUCAUUGUACCUCGAGCCUCAGUCGUAGGAAAAUCUGGGGACUAUGAAGAAGCGACAAGCGAUCGAAUUUUUAACAUCCCUGUAGUUUAUGCUGUCAGGAACGGCCCACAUACUACCCGAAGACGAACGUUUGGUUGUUGUGGAGUUCUCGGAUGCCUGGCAAUCGUUGCAUUGCUUUGGACGGUUAUUCACAUGCUCUUGGAGGGGAACCAAGCGGUACUAAGUGUCCCAGUCUACAUUACAAAUGCACCUACCCCCGCGUUAGAACAUAACGCAAGCAACGGAAAUGACACGCCAGUUGGUUCACUGAGCACUGCAAUCCCAACGAGCCCCAAUAGCAUUGACACCUUCAUUGGAACACAAGCUCCAUCCGAGGCAAAGGGCGACAUUUUUGCAUUUCCAUCUCCGUCGCCAAUGCACAAUGAUCAGCCCGUACCAAGCCCAAAUAGGAGCCCGACUAGGAAUCCAACGCCAGAACCAACUUCAAGCUCACUUCCUGAAUGGACUCCGAAUCCAACAGCAAGGCCAACGCGAUUUCCGACUCCAGGACCAACUCCGGGGCCCACGCCUGAACCAACUCGAAGAGCAGUUUCUGCAUCAACACCAACUAGAAAUCCAACAAGAAGGCCUACCAGACAACCGACUCGAGCAACAACACCUAGACCUACACUGACUCCUACACGGCAGCUGACACCUAGACCCGCUCCGAGACCUUCACCUAAUCCAACACGGCGACCGGCGCCCAACCCGGAACCCAGGCCACCACCACCAGAUGGAGAUCGCAACGGUGGUGGUGGUAGUGGGGAAGGUGGUGGCGAUGGUGGCGGCGGUGGAGGAGGAGGAAAUAGUGGUGGUGGUGGUGGUGGUGGUGGAGGACGAGGCGGUCGUUGA
Molecule: messenger RNA, 1461 nt
Organism: Cylindrotheca closterium
Lineage: Eukaryota; Bacillariophyta; Bacillariophyceae; Bacillariales; Bacillariaceae
Source: the annotation of a GenBank genome assembly